CUCGACAGAAUUAACUUGAGUAUAAAUAAUUAGCUUGAUUUGGUAAAAGAUGGCGACUUCAACUUGUCUAUUAAUGACUAUCAUAAAACGGCAAUUUAUUAUUAUUGUUGUUUUUAUAUUAAAAUAAAAAAUAAAAAAUAAGGCAUUCAAUUUUAUUGAUGACGUAACCUUGCCGGGAAGUAGUUUUCUGCUUUCGAAAGAUUGAAAUUACUGGUCGCUAUGAAGAUUCGCAACCAGUAAGCACCUCAACAGGAAGAGAAAAUUGUAUCAUUUUCAUUUUGCAUGAGGCCUUGAAAGAAGAAGAAGAAGAAAAUCCAAAUCCAAAAUGAAGACUUCUCUGAGAAGAUUACGAGGCUUUUCAUUUCACCACGGGAAUGUUAACUCCAAGGACCGACGAGAUCUUCGGCCUCAAGCUCAGUUGGACGAGUUCGAUCAGGCUUAUCAGGACAUGCAUGAAAUGAUAGACUGCUAUGAUAGCUUACUUUCGGCAGCUGCAGCAACGGCAAAUAGCGCUUAUGAAUUCUCGAAGUCUUUGCAGGAAAUGGGUGCCUGUCUUGAGAAAACUGCUUUAAAUGAUAAUGAAGAAAGUAGUAAGGUUUUGCUAAUGCUGGGAAAAGUGCAGUUUGAACUCCAGAAACUUGUUGAUAACUAUCGCUCGCAUAUCUUCCAGACAAUUGCAAUCCCAUCAGAUUCUCUUCUUAAUGAACUUCGAACUGUUGAGGAGAUGAAGCGGCAAUGUGAUGAAAAAAGAAAUGCAUAUGAUUACAUGGUGACAAGGCAGAGAGAGAAAGGGAGAUCAAAAAGUGGGAAAGGAGAAACUUUUUCUAUGCAGCAGUUGCAAACAGCUCAUGAUGAAUAUGAUGAGGAGGAAACCUUGUUUGUUUUUCGUAUGAAAUCCCUGAAGCAAGGACAAUCCCGGAGUCUUCUUACACAGGCUGCUAGACACCAUGCUGCUCAGAUGUGUUUCUUCAAGAAGGCUCUUAUGUCUCUUGAGGCAAUAGAGCCACAUGUAAAGAUGGUUACGGAGAAACAGCACAUUCAUUACCAUUUCAGUGGACUUGAAGAUGAAGAUGGUGAUGACGACGGUGAUGACGAUGAUGAUGACAGCUCUGACACACAUGGUGAUGGGGAAUUAGGUUUUGACUGUGGACAUAAUGACCAGGAAAAUGCUUCUACUUUGCAGAAGUCAAUGGAGUUGGAUAAGGCAGGCAUUACAUUUCCCCAAGUUGCUUCUGUGGAGACUGCAAAGGAAAAUCUGGAUAGAGGCUGUAGCAGAUCUAUCUCCUUUAAUAGGGAUGUCAGGCUAGGAAGCCAGUCUGUGCCAAUUUUUGCUGAACUCAAAUCUGACCCUAUUGAAAAGAUUAAGCAGAUGCAACCAUCAUCUUCACGGAAGUUCAACACAUAUGUACUGCCAACACCAGUAGCUACAAAGGUUUCAAAUUCUCUAGGACCAUGUAGUCCAGUUCCUCACCCAAUGAAGUCAAGAUUGAGUGGACAUACUCAUAAUUUGUGGCAUUCAUCCCCCUUGGACCAAACAAAAUUUGAUAAAAGUUUGGAUGAUGAGAAAUUUUCCAAAUCUUCUGCACAGUUUGUCCUCCGAGAGAACAGUGAUAUUACUACAUCAACUCAAAUGCCUCCUCCUUUGGCAGAUGGGAUUAUAUUUUCGCAUCCCCCAGGUGCUUCUGAUUAUAAAAUAAUCAAAAGACAAUCCUUUUCUGGUCCAAUUACAGGUAUACCGUCUGCUACAAAACCUGUCUCAAAGGAACAUCCACAAUUGUUAUCUGGACCAAUUUUAAGAAUUGCAAUAGCUCAACCACCAACCUCAUCUCUGAAAAUAUCUCCAAGUGCUUCCCCUACUUUUAUGUCUUCACCCAAGAUAAGUGAGCUUCAUGAACUUCCAAGACCCCCUGCCAGUUCUUUUUCCGAGUCUUCAAAACCUAUAGGCUUGAUUGGUCAUUCUGCUCCAUUGAUGUCCAAAAUUCAAAUGCCUUGUGCUACCAAUAGAUCACCAGUAUUGAAUGCAGCAUCCCAAUCGCCAACACCUCCUCAGGCAAUCACUCGUAGUUUUUCCAUACCCACAAGGGGUCAUCGAAAGACUGACUUAGAUGUUUCCAAGCCACAGAAUUUAGGGAUGGCAUCUCCUCCUCUAUCACCAAUAACUUUAACUAACAAGAAGUCAUCAUCAACUGGUUCCAGAACUGUUGCUCAGGUUGUUGAAAUUACAGAAACAGGCGCCGAGUAAUUCUUUUGUUCAGUAGGAAUUUCCUGACUUGACAGAAAUUUCUCUGGAGGAGGUGAGAUUGUUUCAUAUAAUUUCAUAUAGGCUAAAACGUGUAUAUAUCUCCUUGUCUAUUCAUCUGUUUUGAUCUCUACCUUGGCAUCCUUCCAUUAUUCAAGGAGGAAUUUCGUAUCUUCACAUAGGAAUUAAUAGCUAAAUGCCCCUUUUACUCCCACCAUUACCCUUUAAAUAUUUCUAACUCUGUUUAGCAGCGUGUUGCAAGAUGAUAUGCGGGACAUUGAGAAAAUUUUAUUGACACAUUUUUCUCAAUUUAUAAUUAUUAAUUGUAUAAUGUUCAGUUUUUUUUUAAAAAAAAUUAUCUUGUGACAUCACGUUGGGCCAAUAGAUAAUCUUGAGUUAUUAGUUAUUUACCAUAAACUGUUGAUGCAGAGAACAAUAAUUUCUUAUCCAACCUGUUUCUAAUGUGUCUCUACGGCUAUCACAGAAUAUUGCUGGAAGUGGUUAACCAGAAAAUCAGCAAAAAGUUUUGGCUGAUGUUG
Mangifera indica (mango) is the source of this 2778-nucleotide messenger RNA. RefSeq lists its product as uncharacterized. Lineage: Eukaryota; Viridiplantae; Streptophyta; Magnoliopsida; Sapindales; Anacardiaceae. Gene Ontology annotation, molecular function: protein binding. The record is from RefSeq and is a predicted model, not a curated record. Gene Ontology annotation, cellular component: cytoplasm. Bases 326 to 2242 code for a protein of 638 amino acids. The transcript has 11 exons.